AUGAGUUCGUCGAUAAGAGAAAACAGUAGCUCAAAACGUAAUGAAAGUACUGACAAAAAGAUAAAAUUGAUAGCAUCAGAAGAAAAGUAUCGCGUUAAACUGCAACAAUUUACAAUUUGUUCGUUGAAAAUUCGAAAGCUAUUGAAAACUGGUCGCUUACCAAAAUAUAUCAAUUUAUCAGCAUAUGAUAAAAACUCUGUAAGAGCAUUGGUAGGAUACAUCCAGAAUGAGAAUCAAAAAAAUAUCACAUUAUCAUUUUAUGCAUUAGCUGAUCUAAUCGAUUUAUCACGAUCAUUACUUAUGCUUGGCUUACUCAAACAACUCGAAAAUAUUCUUGUCAAAAUGGCAUCACAGAAAACAGAUUCACUUCUCCAAGCACUAAUUAUCGUAGGAAGCGAACGCUCAAUUUAUGGUGGUUUAAAUGUUCGUCAAAAAAUUGAAAAAAUUGCAGCAGCAAAAUUUCAUGAUAUUGUGCAACAUAGACUUUUUGGCCAUAUACCACCAAUUAUUUUCGCAAAUAUUAUCGCACGAUGCGAUUUAAACGUCGAAAAAGAGAUUAAUGCGGUGGAUGCUGCAAUUAUAUGGAUUUGGCAACAGGAAAAACCUCUCAUUAAUAGUGCUUUAAUUUUUUCACGUAUCCGUUCGGCAUUUUUGAGCGACGGUGAUCAUAAUUCCAUCCAAGAACGUUUGAAAACUUUACCAAAUGGAGAAAAAAUGAUUCCAUUUAUUAUGACCACAUUAACAAGCACAUUUUGUCGUCGUUGUUGUACUAUCAAAGGACAUAUUGAUAAGGGAUUGGUACGCUGUGGUAUACCCAAACCAUCCAAUGAUACAACGAUUGAUCUUCAUAAACUUCCAUUAUCAGGAAAAUUAUCAGUUAAGAAAUAUAAACGGAAGGAAAACAGUGAACAGUUAAAGAAAAGAGGAAAUUUUGAAAAGCAAAAUUAUCCAAAAGAAAAGGAUGAAAAACGGAAUGCAAAACUGAUCAACAAAAAUGAUGAAUCAUCGAAAUCUAUUGGAUCAACAUUAGCAUCAGAAUCUGAAAAAUCAUCGAAAUCUGAAAAAUCUAAGAUAAACGAAAAAUCAGACAAAAAUAUACUACGUCAUUGCAAAUGUCAUAAGUUAGGAAAGAAUAAUUCAAAACGAUCUAAAAAACUUCGUAAUGCUAUGCGUAAGAAAAUUUACAACGAAAAAACCGGUGAUAAAUGA
Molecule: messenger RNA, 1209 nt
Organism: Brugia pahangi
Lineage: Eukaryota; Metazoa; Nematoda; Chromadorea; Rhabditida; Onchocercidae
Source: the annotation of a GenBank genome assembly